Guillardia theta CCMP2712 is the source of this 3921-nucleotide messenger RNA. RefSeq lists its product as hypothetical. Lineage: Eukaryota; Cryptophyceae; Pyrenomonadales; Geminigeraceae. The record is from RefSeq and is a predicted model, not a curated record. Gene Ontology annotation, molecular function: protein binding. The transcript is spliced from 18 exons. Bases 1 to 3921 code for a protein of 1306 amino acids.
AUGCAAUGCUGCUCCACCGUAACCAUUGCAGCGACGCUGGCGGCGAUGACAGGGGGGCUCGCGUACAUGAAUUCCCUGCAUGGAGACAUGGUCUUCGACGAUGUCCAUGCCGUGCAGAGAAACCCGGAUGUGUUGGGGAAGAAGCAUAUUUACGAGAUGUUCUUCGAUGACUACUGGGGGGAUCCGAUAGCCUCGAACGAAUCUCAUAAGUCGUAUCGUCCUCUCACAAUCCUCACGUUUCGUCUCAAUCAUAUCGUGCAUGGGCUGGAUCCCUUCGGUUACCACGUGCUCAACGUUGUGUUCCAUUCCCUCGUCUCUGCUGUCUCCUGCCUCGUCUACCAGAGGUUUCUGGGUCCCGUCGCGGCCUUUUGUGCUGCUUUGCUGUUUGCCUUGCAUCCUACCCUGAGUGCCCUGCUCGGAUUGUUGUCCUUGCUUGCCUUCACAAAGGAGGCUCCUCCGGCAUGGAACGUCUGCGAGGACGAAGCGCAUGUCCUCUUAGCUCAUCCUUCUUCCUCCUCCCGCCAUGUCCGCUGCUUGCUGGUUGGAUCGGCCCUGGCGAUCUUGUCGUUCCUGUGCAAGGAGACUGGCAUCACGGUGUUGGGAUACCUCUUGGUGCAGGACUUGAUGUCUGUGCUGGCAUACCAGGGGAUCUUCCGCCGAUGCUCAUGGAGCGAUGAAGCUGAGAGCCGGGAUGAGAGCUCGUCAUGUGGCGAGGAGAGUGAUGGAGACGUGUGGGAGGAGAGCGAGGAAGAGGACGACUUGCAAGACUUGAUCCCUGCUGCGGGAGGAGGGAGGUCAGUCAAGUUCAAGUCUGUGGUCAGUAAGCCGUGGUUUCCGUGCUGUCUGGAUGGCAACGAGGUCCAGAGGGUGAAGGAGAAGCUGUUGGAGUAUCAGGCGUGGACGCUGGUGAGGGUGCUGGUUGGAGGAGCCCUGAUACUCCUCCUCCUCCUCCUCCGCAAGUUGCUCACAGGAGAGAAAUACCUCCCGUCCUUCUCUCACCUCGACAACCCGAUCCCCUCCAUCUCCGACCCCCGGGCGAGGUACUCGAGCAUCGCACUGGUUCACAGUGUCUAUGCUACUCUUCUCCUAUGGCCUUGGCGAGGACUCAGUGCGGACUACUCUUACGACUGUAUCCCGAUGGUGAACAAGAUCGAGGACGUGAGAAUGUUUCUUCCCAUCGCCUUGUACUUCGUCCUCUUCCUCCUCCUCACUCUCCACCUCUCUCCUCUCUACUCCCUCCUCACCGAUGGCAACGACUCGUCCAAGGACUGGAGGAGGGCGACCAAGAUCGUCUGUCUGCUCCUGUGGGUCAUCAUCACUUUCCUGCCCGCCUCCCACGUCAUCCCCGUCGGCACUCUAGUUGCAGAGCGGCUCCUCUAUCUCCCCAGCGUCGCUUUCUGCGCGCUCGCCUCCUCCUUUCUCUGCUCUGCUCCUGCCCUCUCCCAUGACAAGAAGCUCCGCCGCGUCGGCCUCUUCCGCCUCUUUCUUCGCUUCACUGCCCGAGCGAUGCAGCCGGUCGCGAUGCUCGCGCUACUCGUGGGGUACCUGACGCUGACGUGGAGGAGGAACGGGGAGUGGAAGAACUCGUCCUCGCUCUUCCUCAGCGCAGUGAAAGUCUGUCCUCGCAGCGCCAAGGUCAGGUACAACCUUGCGCACGAUCUCUCCGCCAUGGGCAGCGUCGAGCAGGCGAGGAGGCACUACCAGCUUGCCAUCUCCAUCCAUCCCUCCUACUACCAGGCUCUUGCUAACCUGGGGAGCAUGGAGCUGCGGGCUGGGAGGCAGGAGGAGGCGAUGGACUUGUACCUGCGGGCGGUGGAGGUGCAGCCGCAACUAGGAGAAGCGUAUUACAACCUCGAUGUGGCUCGGUCGAUGUUUGAGCAGGCGGCGGCCCUGCAGCCAGACAGCCCCAUCAUCCUCAACUCUCUCGGCAACUCAUACCAGGCGAAUAGAAUGCGCCAAGAAGCGUUCGAUAUGUACAAGAAGGCAACGAUCGUGAAACCAGGUGAGGAAGAGAAGAAGAAAUACAUGAUGAUGAUGAUGACGAUGAUGAUGAUGAUGAUGAUGAUGAUGGAGAUGAUGAUGGAGAUGAUGAUGGAGAUGAUGGAGAUGAUGAUGGAGAUGAUGAUGGAGAUGAUGAUGGCGAUGAUGAUGACGAUGAUGCACCAUCAAUGCCCCCUCAAUGUAACACCCUCAUCCUUCUUGCCUCGGUGUCUCCGUUUCUCUCAUGCUUCUAUCUCCUCAUAUUAUGCUCACGGCUACAACAACAUGGGCGCCCUGAUGAUGGAGCAAUCUCUUCACUCCGACGCGCUCUUGCACUACCAGCAGGCCAUCGCCGCCAACCCAGCGCAUGCUGAGUCACAUUACGGGCUGGGGAUUGCAAGUCAAGCAAUGGAGAAGAGCGGGAAGAUGAGGAGGGAGGAGAGUCUGAGGACAAGCAUUUCUUCCUUCUUUGAUGCGGUCAAAUUCCGUCCGGACUAUGCCAAGGCGUACCAUGCUCUUGGCAACCUUCUCUCAGCUCAGGGGCACGUGGAGGAGGCAGCCGCGUCGCUGUCUAUGGCUCUAGAGCUGCUUCCCACCUCUGCUGAGACCUGCAACAGCAUCGCCGCGCACUGGCACACCUCCUCCCCCCCGCGCUUGGAUCGAGCCAUCCUCUGGUACGGGCUGGCCCUCCAGCUCGACCCGACCUACGUGGGCGCCUACAGCAACGCAGGAAGCGCUUUCACUCAGCUCUCCAGGUGGGAGGACGCAGCGAGCAUGUACGCGCAUGCGGCCAUGCUGGAGCCCAAGGCAGAGUUCUUGGGCAACCUCGGCACCACGCUCCUUGACGCCGGGCAUGUGAGCUUGGGGAUGAAGUACGUGGGAAAGGCUGCGAAGCUGGAUAGAGGAUGGCGCGAUCGCCAGCAGGAGCUGAAGAGGAGGAGAGGAGGAGGAGAAUCCGAGAAGGAGAUCUCAAUCGAGACGAUCCGGAGGAGGAAGCCCAAGGAAUGGAGCAAGGGGAUGCCCGACCUUUCCUCCCUCUCCUCCCUCCUGCCUCUCUCCAAGGACUUGGCUGCCAACGUGAGCAGAAUUCUACUAGAGCCCCUGAGGAGGGAGAGGGGCGGGACGAGCAACACAAGAAAGGAGGACCCACGAGAGCUGAAGGAUUCACCCGAGAUGUCAACAUCGCAGCAGCUCCAGGACAAGGGCAGAGGCAGAGAGCGAUCGGAGGGCGAGGAGGGAAGGAGGAAGGAGGAAGGAAAGGUGCAGAAGACAGAAGGUACCAAGGGGGCGAGCCCACCGAAAGACAAGAACAAACAGCAAAAGGAAGGGAGGGCGAGGAGCAAGGAGGAGGGACAGGUUGAGCAGAGGGAGGAGCAAGACGACGGUCCCAAGGAGAGGACCAGGCAGGAGGAGAGGAAGCAAGAGGAGAAGGAAGACAGUGGAAAGAACGAGGCAGGGGCGUCACAUCAGCAACGUCCCAUGAACGAUCCUGGAAGAGAGGAAGCGCGAGUUGAUGCGAAAAAGAGGAGGAGCAACCAGUUGAAAACUUCACAGAGAGAGUUUGGGGACGAGGACGUCGCGGCCGGGAGGACUCGAUCUCAAGAACAGCACAAACAAGAGGGGUCGAGCGGGGAGGAUCACUUCACCAAGGCGCAAGAGCAGCAGCAGGGUUUGAAGCAAGGAGGAGAGAAGGGAAUCACACGAGAGAAGAAGAAUACAGGAGGAGCUAUGAAGAUCACAAAGGAGGAGGUUGAGGUGCAAACGGGCAGCAUGGAGAGAUCAGAAGCUCCAGGAGGCUGCAGGGACAGGGAGUGCAAAUUAAGGGAGCUCUGCUCACGGAAAGCAACGAGUAGCAGCGACAAGAUCAGUCGAGCUUGCGCGCUGUUGAGGAUACAGGAGAUGCGGGUGGAGGGAGAGGAGUACUAUGACUCUGAAUUAUGA